Molecule: messenger RNA, 3669 nt
Organism: Phycodurus eques (leafy seadragon)
Lineage: Eukaryota; Metazoa; Chordata; Actinopteri; Syngnathiformes; Syngnathidae
Product: protein c-Fos-like
Exons: 4
Coding region: 1915-2835 (306 amino acids)
Biological process (GO): regulation of transcription by RNA polymerase II
Cellular component (GO): nucleus
Molecular function (GO): DNA-binding transcription factor activity, RNA polymerase II-specific; RNA polymerase II cis-regulatory region sequence-specific DNA binding
Source: RefSeq, a predicted model, not a curated record
AUAGGACACCGGUGCGCGCCAUCUUGCCGUCUUUUGUUGUCAUUGCGACACGACGCCUGAUGUUUUGAUUUGUAUUUCUUAGCGCCACAUCAAAUCACGUGGCUGAAAAUGGCAUUCUCGCGCGAGCCUCAUUCUCACACUGCUUUUGGGGGUGAACUUUGAACCCCCCCGGCUCAAGCAGGCCACCGAGCGAAGUGCCAGUAAAUACCCCCCCCCCCCUGGCAGAGGGGCAGUGGCUGCCGGGAAGCAGCCCCUCUUGCCCCCCGCCGCCCCCCUCAUUCGCUUCAAUGGGUUUGUGAUGUCAUCAGUGGCCAGAAAAAAGGCAAGCAGGGGAACACUUGCAUACGCGGGGGUCGCCAGUGCCACAGGAAGGAAGGAAGGAUGUAUGAAAGGAGGGAAGGGUGGCAGGAAGAAAACAAGGAUUGUAAAGGAAGGAAGGGAGGAAGAAGACAAAGAUGUGAAAGGUGGGGAAAAAAGACAGAAGGAAGUUUAAAUGAGUUUAAACGUAAACGUAGCCGACAUCCUGGCUAGCAAACGCAUCUGGCAGUGCGUCCGACUCGUCAAAUGAUGUAAAACAGGUGAGCGGUGAGUGGGCGUGGCUUCAGCGCAUCCCGCGGACACGCCACCGGUGAUUUAAAAAAAAAAAGAAAAAAAAAAGGAUUUUGAAGCCUGAGUUUUUCUUAAUCAUUCAAAUUUGGCAAGGUUGUUGGUGUCAAAUUUACAAGAUUUAGUUUAUGCAGCUUUACUGCAUUUAACUGUCAUUUAGGUUAUUAAAUGACUUUCAAGUGUCAAGGCCCACCCUGUAUAUAUAUAUAUAUAUAUAUAUAUAUAUAUAUAUAUGACUAUAUUUUAAGUUUUUAUAUAACAUUUUUCAAUGAUACUUUCCAUUUCAUUUCAUUGUGUGUAUUUUGCAUACAUGAUUUCUUUAUUUAUGCAUUGUUUGUUUGUGCGCCAAACCAAAACGUUGCCCCAAUGCGGUCGAUAAUGACGCCAUUAUUAGGCUCAGGUGCCCCCUCGCCGUCUUUUGUUGCGUCUGGCUCUGGAGCCGUCUCAAAUGAUCCGCCCCCCCCCCCCCUCCUCCCUGCAUGUGCGCCCCUGUUCGCCGGAAGUACCAUAUAUGGUGCGAAGUGUCCAUACUGCCCCCCGCCCACCACCUUUUGUUUUUGUUUUGGGUCCGGAGCGUCUCAGUGUGUACUUUUUUUUAGUCCAUACUGAGACGUAAAUGACAACACAGAUUGUAUUUAAUUCUGUAGCUUUAAUUCAAAUAAAGAAUGGGAUCAUAAAAUAACGAGCACGUGACAUCGCCGCGGGUUGCGAGUGCAAAAAUGAAAUCGUCGUUGUCGUAAGGGAGGGCUCGCGAUGGUAUAUUCAUCACAUCUGAGAUGGCACGAUUUUGUAGAAUGUGACCCAAAAACGGAUCACGUUGCAAUGAUGCAGAAGUUGCAUGCGUGCCGUGACGUGCCGUGACGUGCCGUGACGCGGCGCGACGUGGUUCAUUCACGCCGAGAGGGCCGGGGCACCCUCGUCGCGUGCUGGCGGGGGACGAGACGAGCCUCGAUCUUCUGCUUCCGUGACGCGCAUUUGGAAAAAGAGGAUUUGAGGGGAUUUGUUGUUAAUCGGCGUUUGCCGCGUUGAUGUGCAACGUUGACGUCACAACGAGCCGGAAAGACAGCGGCGCGGUGUUUUCCGCAGCUCGCCGUCCCCGCCGGUCGCCACCGAAUGGUUCGCUCUCCCACGUUUCAUUCAUAAAAUGCAGCCGAGUAUAAAAGGCGGGUCCCCUCACCGCUCGCUGCACUUCGGACCAUCCAUCCCGGCUGGCAAAUGGCAAAAGGACGCGGGAGCCUCUUCUGCAGCAUUCUCAGCCCCGUGCCCGUUGCAGACGGAGAUACAUUGAUAGUUGGCGAUCAGAAAUAGAUGUCAAUCAUGCAGCCGGAUUAUUGGUCUCCGUCCGGCUGCAGCACAGCAUCGCCUGGCGGGGGCACCCUCGGGUGCAGCCUGCAGCCUCUGUCACCGGCAGCUGACAACCAAGAGGAUGCGGACGGCGGCGCUUCGGACUGUCUCGUCCCCACGGCGGGCGGCACCUCGCCGGCUCGGAGGCGCCCGCUGCGGCCGAACGUGGUGCCCCUCGUCUCGCCUUCCAGCAAGAAGGCCAAAGCCGCCGCCUGCGCCAAAUUGCAGAAGGACGAGUCUUCCAAAGAAGCGGACGAAAGGAGGCGGAUUCGCCGGGAGAGGAACAAAAUAGCUGCGGCAAAAUGCCGGAACAGGCGUCGGGAGCUGAUCGACGCCCUGCAAGCUGAAACUGACCAACUGGAAGACGAGAAGUCGAGCCUCCGGUCGGAGAUCGACGAGCUCCUGAAGGAGAAGGAGCGACUGGAGCGGGCGCUGUCAUCCCACGAGUCCUCCUGCAAACUGGACAAGGACGACGAGGGAGAGCGGGACGUCACGAUGCCGUCACCCGAAAGCGACGCCGAGGGCCCCCGCAUCCCCGCCGCGGCCAUUUUCGGCAACUCCGACAUCCUGCUGUGCUCCGGCGCCGAGGACGACCUAGACGACCUCGUCCCGGAAACGGAGGCGGCGGCGGCGGCCGCUUCCGGGGACGAGGGGGCGGCGGCCUGGGCGUUCGUGCCCGACGUGGGAGAUCUGAGCGGGGCGCUGUGCCUGCCCGACUGGGAAACCUUGUACCGGUCGGUCGCCGACGACCUCCGAUGUCUGAGCGGCAACUUCCGCACCUGCGGCGUCUUCUCCUUCGGCCUGGCCGACACGGACGCCUUGGCGGAGGGCGGCGGGAGCGGCCCGGAAGACGGCCUCAACUCCCCGACGCUCCUGACGCUGUGAAUGCCAGAAAAAAAAAAAAACUUAUGCAAUGAUCCAUCCUCUCUCAAAUACAGGCAAGCCCCGUUUCUCGCAGGCGAAACGUUCCAGACGCACCCGCGUUAUUAACCGCAGAAAAAAAACUAAACAAAAAAACAACGUUCCAAAAUACCAGGUUUCUGUAUCGGAUCGAUACUGGCCUUAUUUCAAGGUAUCGGCUACUUGUGAAGGCUGCCGAAAACCAGCCACCGAUAUUUACGGCAAAAAAAACCAACAAAAAAAACCCGACAGUAAGUCUUCCGCGCCAGUAGUCGGCGCUACACUGCGGAAGUUUCACAAUGGCAAUUCGUCGUGGGCGGCAGAAAGAAAAAGAAAAAUCUUUGUUCACAAACAUGUUAUUGUGUUAAUCCAAGUUUCAUGUAUCAAAAGUACGAGUGGUAUCGGUGCUUAGUGUCGACGAGUACUCAAGAGUGAAGACUCGUACCGGCCGCGGCCUGGAAAAAGUGCUAAGGAACGUCCAGAGUUUUACCCCGACAACGCACUUUACAAACUCAUUAAAUCCCACUCAAACGUAUUAAAAGUCACUUUUUGAAGUAUUCCUUAGCACCUGUUUUCGCUCUCGCAGUUCUCCAAAAAAGAGGCGCAGUGUGUGUGUGUGUGUGUGUGUUUGUCUCUCCCAGUAAAACUGACUCACAAAGCGAGAGAAUUCAACACUGUACAUUGAAAGACCAAAAGGUUCAACCAAACCAUACAAUGGCAAAAGUUGGCUAACUUGCUCAUGUAAAAUGUCAUAGACAGGCUAACAGAAACGGAAAAAAAAAAAAGUGGCAUUUCAACAUUUCGUUGUUCUGCCUGUCA